UUUAAAAUUAGGGUUUUAGGGUUACCUUCCUUUAUAAACUCUCAUUUUGAAGACUGGAAAAACCUAGUGUAACACGCAGAGAGAGAGAGCAAAAUCUCUGUGUAGAGAAAACGGCCCCGUUUUAGCAGAGCCAUGGUGCACGUCUCCUUCUAUCGCAACUAUGGAAAGACAUUUAAGAAGCCCCGUCGUCCAUAUGAGAAGGAGCGAUUGGAUGCAGAGCUGAAGCUGGUGGGAGAGUAUGGUCUGCGUUGCAAGAGAGAGCUUUGGAGGGUUCAGUAUGCUUUGAGUCGUAUCCGUAAUGCUGCUAGAAUGCUUUUGACUCUUGAUGAGAAGAACCCACGCCGGAUCUUUGAGGGUGAGGCCCUUCUUCGAAGAAUGAACCGCUAUGGCCUUCUCGAAGAGAGCCAGAACAAGCUUGAUUAUGUGUUGGCCUUGACUGUGGAGAACUUUCUUGAGCGCCGCCUGCAGACACUUGUAUUCAAGUCUGGUAUGGCAAAGUCCAUCCACCAUGCUAGAGUCCUUAUCAGACAGAGGCAUAUCAGGGUGGGAAGGCAGGUGGUGAACAUCCCAUCUUUCAUGGUGAGGAUUGAUUCACAGAAGCACAUUGACUUCUCAUUGACAAGUCCAUUCGGUGGUGGGCGUCCUGGAAGAGUGAAGAGAAGGAACCAGAGGGCAGCUAGCAAGAAGGCUUCUGGUGGAGAUGGAGAUGAAGAGGAUGAAGAGUGAGCCAUGAGUUGAAGAAAACAAAAAAACUGUUGCUAGUAGAACUCCUGCUGUUGUCUCAUCUAGUUUUGUUGUCACCCUUUCUGAGGCUAGGUUUCUUAAAAAAAUUACUGCAGUAAUGUUUUGUUUUCUGAACAUUGAUAUUGUGUUUGUUUUAUGAUGCAUUUGUGUAUCUAUGACUUUUUGCUGAGGAUAUAAUUUUUGCUCCAAAUGGCAACACAACUGGUUAAAUAUUAUCUUUUA
Ricinus communis (castor bean) is the source of this 966-nucleotide messenger RNA. RefSeq names its product 40S ribosomal protein S9-2. The transcript has 3 exons. The record is from RefSeq and is a predicted model, not a curated record. Lineage: Eukaryota; Viridiplantae; Streptophyta; Magnoliopsida; Malpighiales; Euphorbiaceae. Gene Ontology annotation, cellular component: cytosolic small ribosomal subunit. Gene Ontology annotation, biological process: translation; positive regulation of translational fidelity. The coding region runs from base 133 to 726 and encodes 197 amino acids. Gene Ontology annotation, molecular function: rRNA binding; structural constituent of ribosome.